This is a messenger RNA of Trichomonas vaginalis G3, 1020 nucleotides long. RefSeq lists its product as uncharacterized. The transcript has a single exon. NCBI's taxonomy places the organism in Eukaryota, Parabasalia, Trichomonadida, Trichomonadidae. Bases 1 to 1020 code for a protein of 339 amino acids. The record is from RefSeq and is a predicted model, not a curated record.
AUGGAUGACGAUAAUGGCAAUAACGUUUUAGAUAAUCCAGGAACAUAUGGCGGCCAAGAAAGCACAAUCAACAUCGAACUCGAUUCUGUAUACGGUCCUUUCAAAGUUGUCAACCAAAUUCCAGAAAUUUUAUUCCCUUUUAUGGCUGAUAAAGCAUUUGAGAUAUUCAUUCCAAUAAAAAUCAUUAUAGAAUCAUACGAAGCUAUUAAAUUGCAUCAGCUCGUCGGAAAUAAUGUUUAUCAGUGCACAUCUUCCCUUAUUGCAGCUAUUUUUCAUCAAGGCAUUAUUAUCGCCAACCAACUUGAAAAUGGACAGAUCGAAUUUUCCGGAAAUCGCUUAAUAAUUGUUUUUGAUGCAGAUUGGAAUGUAACUCAAACAGAAAGAUACCCAUUACAACAAAAACCUGAUGAAAUGUUUGUAGGAGUCACAUUGAUAUUCAAAGUUACACAAGAAAUGCAAAAAUUCGACUCUGCAAAGAAUUAUGAUAUUAAAUCAAAGUCAGGAAAAGGUUCUCAUGGUAUUGCUAUCAUUUAUGCUGAACCAGCAUUAGUGGAACCACAGUGCUUAGAUCAAACAUCAAUGGAUUGCGUUGCUUUUUAUGCAAAACCACAAUACGAUGAAAUGGAAUUAAAUUGGCUCAAGUUUGGCUUUUCAGGAGAAGUUAUGAGCAAUUACGAUAUAAGAAACUUCGAAGAUUACGAUUUACCUUAUGAGAACUGGUUAACUCAAAGAUUUAAGAAGGCAUCUCUUUAUUUCGAUACUAUUGACUCUAGAUACGAACUUACCGCGACACAAGGUGGAAAAGUGUUUAAAUUAUCUCAAUUAUUAGAUAAUGCUCCUUCAUUAGGUCAAAUCAGAUCAGAAGGAUCGCCUCUUAAGGAAGAUAAAAAGAUGCUUAUCGUUGAUGGCCUCGAUUGGCCAACGAUUAUUUGGGGCGAAAAAACGAUUACAAUUAACGAUGUUCAGUAUGGUCCAAUUCAUAGCUACUUCUGGGCCAAGCGUAAGCGUAUUAUCGCCUAA